This is a messenger RNA of Sabethes cyaneus, 832 nucleotides long. RefSeq lists its product as uncharacterized. The record is from RefSeq and is a predicted model, not a curated record. The coding region runs from base 77 to 718 and encodes 213 amino acids. Lineage: Eukaryota; Metazoa; Arthropoda; Insecta; Diptera; Culicidae. The transcript has a single exon.
AAUAGAUUAGAAAUUCUCUCAAUUGUACGGAUAAUUUUUAACUUCUGAAUAGUAAUAUUUUAAUUAAAUUAUCGCAAUGAGUAGUAAACGUGGUGAUGGUGGACGUCGCACGCGCGCACAGAAACAUCAGAAUACGUUUGCUUUCAAAAACGAUUUGCACGAUAAACAUACGCCACUGAUAAAACUUAUUAAUACGCUGAACGUCUGUGAGGUUUGCGAACGCUGCAAGGAGGUGAUAGAGUGGAAAAUUAAGUACAGAAAAUACAAACCCUUGACACAGCCGAAAUCAUGCAAUAAAUGUAACGAACGUAAAGUUAAACGGGCGUACCAUGUUCUUUGUCGGGACUGUGCUCUUGCCAGCAGAUGUUGCGCGAAAUGCCUUGCUCCCGCAGAUAAAACUGCUAUUAUUCCGCCGGAACCGACGGAGGAAGAGAAGUUAAAACUUAAGGUCGAGAUGGAUCAAUUAAUCAAGUCUCUACCAGAACGGAAGAGAAGAACCUUCUUACGCUACAUGAACAAAGGCAAAAAGAAAGAAGAUAAACAUUCCGAUGAAGACGAAGAAUGUCAGCGAGGGAAAAAACAGCCGGAAACCGUGGCACGUACGAGGGAAGAAUUGAUGGAAAAGUUCGAACAACUGAAAGUAACCGCAACUGAGGAGGAUGGUUCAUUUUCGGAUGAAGAUUACUCCGACUUUAGUGAUAAUGAUCUAUCUGAUUGAAAAUGUUUGCCUUUUUUGCUACUUGUAUAAAUGAUAUCCUGUAAUCAAUUAAUAAAGGAGUUCUUUUUCAAUGAUUGAAAAGCAUCAAAUAACUCACUUGCGUUUAUGAAUUUU